GCUAGAAUGAGUCCAACAAUAAUAGCCAUCCUUCUGGUCUUUCUCACCUUCCUCUGCUCUCUCUUCCACACCAUAAUCACUGCCUCCUCCUCAAGGCCAAAACUACCUCCUGGGCCUCGGGCACUGCCAAUCAUUGGCAAUCUUCACAUGCUAGGCAACCUCCCACACCGCAGCCUCCAACACUUGGCCAAAAAAUAUGGCCCCAUCAUGUCCAUGCGCCUAGGCAACAUACCCGCCAUAGUGGUCUCCUCCCCCACAGCUGCAGAGCUUUUCUUGAAAACCCAUGACACCAUUUUUGCCAGCCGCCCCAAAGUCCAAGCCUCCGAGUACAUGUCCUACGGCACAAAGGGCAUGGCCUUCACUGAAUAUGGUCCAUACUGGCGGCAUAUUAGGAAGCUCUGCACUCUGCAGCUUCUUUGUCCAUCAAAGAUUGAGGGUUCUGCUCCACUGAGAAGGGAGGAGGUGGGGUUGUUUAUUCAGUCGCUGAAGAAAGCCGCGGCAGCGGGUGAAGUGGUGGAUCUUAGUGAGAAGGUUGGUGGGCUUGUUGAGGACAUAACAUAUAGGAUGGUUUUGGGGAGUAAAAAUGAUGAUAUGUUUGAUCUCAAGGGGACCAUUCAGGAAGCUCUGUUCUUGUCAGGGGCAUUCAAUAUUGGUGAUUACGUGCCUUUCCUCAGUCCACUUGAUCUUCAGGGAUUAGCCAAGCGCAUGAAGAGAAUUAGCAAGACAAUUGACCAACUUUUCGAAAAGAUAAUUGGGGAACAUGAACAAGUUUCUAAGAGUGGGCAAGUACAAGGCCAUAGUCACAAGGACUUUGUGGACGUGCUGCUUUCAUUGAUACACCAACCAUUAAAUCCCAACGAUGAGAAGGUCUACAUGAUGGAACGAACAAAUGUGAAGGCCAUCUUACUGGACAUGAUUUCGGGUGCCUUCGAUACUUCAGCUACCACCAUAGUUUGGACCCUUGCGGAGCUCUUGAGGCAUCCCAGGGUAAUGAAGCAUCUCCAGGAAGAGCUCCAGAGUGUGAUUGGAAUGGACCGAAUGGUGGAAGAGAGUGACUUACCGAAGUUGUGUUACUUGAGCAUGGUGGUCAAGGAGAGCUUGAGGCUGCACCCAGUUGCACCAUUGCUAAUCCCACAUGAAUCCAUGGAGGACAUUACAGUGGAAGGAUUCGACAUACCCAAGAAAUCGAGAAUCUUUAUAAACACUUGGGCCAUUGGGAGAGAUCCUAAAGUAUGGUCAGAAAAUGUAGAAGAAUUUUACACUGAAAGGUUCAUUGAUGGCAAUAUUGAUCUUCGAGGGCAUGACUUCCAGCUUCUACCAUUUGGGUCUGGUCGAAGAGGGUGUCCUGCUAUGCAACUAGGCCUAACCACAGUUUGUCUGGCUCUAGCAAACUUGGUCCAUUGCUUUAACUGGGAGCUCCCAAGUGGCCUGAAACCUAAAGAUUUGGACAUGACUGAGAAAUUCGGAUUAUCGCUGUCAAAAGCCAAACACUUGUUUGCGAUGCCCACCUACCGCCUAUGCAAUCAACUUUUAUAGUUCGGAUCAGACUUCAAAGACAUUCAUCUAUUUGUAAUUGAUAUGCUUAAUUAUAUUUCCUUAAAACUCUUACUUAGGAGGAGUGGAUUAACGAAAUGUAUCAAGAGCAUGAUAUAUACAUAUA
Molecule: messenger RNA, 1660 nt
Organism: Prunus mume (Japanese apricot)
Lineage: Eukaryota; Viridiplantae; Streptophyta; Magnoliopsida; Rosales; Rosaceae
Product: cytochrome P450 CYP736A12-like
Molecular function (GO): heme binding; monooxygenase activity; oxidoreductase activity, acting on paired donors, with incorporation or reduction of molecular oxygen
Source: RefSeq, a predicted model, not a curated record